AAGCAUUCAGAUUAGGGAAAACGCAUUUGUGAAAGCGGAAGAGUACACAGCAAACAAUGGAGGAGGAAAACAAUGACAGCAGACAGCACCCAUCAUCAAGAAGUCUUAGAGUUACUUUCCUGGCAUCUGAAUGGGGAUCAAGCAAAGGAGGCCUCUCCACGUUAAACAGGGAAUUAGCAAUGAACAUUGCAAAGAACCCAAGAGUUAAAGUCAGUUACUUUGUUCUAAGUUGCAAUGACGAGGACAAGAAAGCAGCUCAAAGUCACAAAAUAGAACUUAUAAAGGCGGCAAAGUGGCCCGGCUUCGAUGAAAUGGACUGGCUCAGCUUUCCACCAAAGGAUUUGCAAAUCGACGUUGUGGUUGGACAUGGCGUUAAACUUGGCCAUCAGGCACAAAUCAUAAGGAAGUACCACAAAUGUAAAUGGAUUCAUGUUGUCCAUACAGACCCUGAGGAACUAGGGAUAUAUAAAGAAUAUACUAAUCCAAUUUCGAAUGCUCAGAAAAAGCAUGAAACAGAGGUAGAACUUUGCGAACUAGCUGACCUCGUUGUACCAGUUGGCCCCAAAUUGUACAAAGCGUUUCAUUCUUAUCUCGCCUCGUGUAAGGAAGAGCAAUAUUUCUUCAAAUUUACUCCUGGAAUUCUGGCAGAAUUCUCUGAAUUGAAACAAGGUCUAGACAAACGAGAAGUUUGUAAAGUCUUGUGUUUUGGUCGUGGAGAUUCGGAGGACUUUAAAUUAAAAGGUUUCGACAUUGCAGCUCGAGCUGUGGCUAAGUCGAGUCAUUGUAUUCUGUUAUUUGUUGGUGCUGCGAAGGGAAAACUUGAGGAGACACAAACACGUUUCCUCGAUUUUGAUAUCCUUCCCAGCCAGCUGAGGGUGCGUCCGUUUUUGGAUUGCCGGGAAGAUUUGAAAAAGGUAUUUUGCGAAGCAGACCUUGUGGUUAUGCCGUCGAGAACUGAAGGCUUCGGGUUAACGGGUCUUGAAGCCUUGUCAGCUGGUCUGCCUAUUCUUGUGAGUCGAAAAUCAGGAUUUGGAGAAGCUUUGAUGAAAGUACCAUUUGGCCGGAAUUUUGUGAUUGAUUCAGAUGAUCCAGAUCAGUGGGCCAAAGCAAUUGAGGAAUUCUGCAACAACGACAGAAGCAGUCGACUUGAAGAGUGUGAAAAACUGCGAGACUUCUACCAGAAAAAGUACAGUUGGAAAAAACAGUGUGAAUCUCUCAUUGACAAAAUGAUCAGCAUCACUCCUAACGACAAGUCUGAAGAUUGUGGGGGUGCAACAGAAAAGUCCACAUUGCCUCACCAGACGGAAGUCAGUAACAGCCUUUGUUCAGGGCCCUGGCGUUAUAUGAUCCUCAGUAAAGGAUGUCUGUACUUAUUUAGACAUUCCGACGACCAAAACUUUUGUGAGGCAGUCCCUCUCAGCAGCUUCAGUUCAAUUUGCAACGUCAUACCUGACACACUUUCUCGUGGGUCUUCUUUGAGACAAUUUCAGCGUCAAUGCCGAAAAGGAUUCCAGAAAUGUAGAUCAAAACACAUCCCAGAAUAA
Molecule: messenger RNA, 1544 nt
Organism: Pocillopora damicornis (cauliflower coral)
Lineage: Eukaryota; Metazoa; Cnidaria; Anthozoa; Scleractinia; Pocilloporidae
Biological process (GO): signal transduction
Molecular function (GO): SH3 domain binding
Source: RefSeq, a predicted model, not a curated record